Messenger RNA from Postia placenta MAD-698-R-SB12, 1120 nucleotides. RefSeq lists its product as hypothetical. Bases 21 to 992 code for a protein of 323 amino acids. NCBI's taxonomy places the organism in Eukaryota, Fungi, Basidiomycota, Agaricomycetes, Polyporales, Adustoporiaceae. The transcript is spliced from 8 exons. The record is from RefSeq and is a predicted model, not a curated record.
GACCCUGCAACACAUUCGCCAUGGCCGCACGAGGGGCUCUCAACAAGAACAACUCAGCUGUCAAGCGCAUCAUGCAAGAAGCCAGGGAGUUGGCGAACGAUCCAUGUACGGACUACUCGGCGGCACCUCUCGAGGAUGAUAUCUUCGAGUGGCAUUGCACUAUGCGCGGCCCCUCAGGCACCGAGUUCGAAGGCGGGCUUUACCAUUUCCGCAUCCUUCUCCCCUCAGAGUACCCCUUUCGUCCGCCCUCUAUCAUGAUGUUGACGCCAAACGGCCGGUUUGAGUUGAACACCAAGAUCUGCAUCAGCUUCACGAACUAUCACGAGGAGCUUUGGCAGCCUGCCUGGGGCGUUCGGACAGCCAUCAUCGGGCUGCAAGGAUUCUUUCCACUGAAGGGCACAGCAGCUGCAGGCGUCGGAGCCAUCGAAUACCCCAACGCGGAGCGAAAGCGACUGGCAGCCCUCUCACGAAACUGGAUUUGCCCGCGCUGCAACCAUUCCAACCUCGAGUGUUUGCCCGACCCACUACCUGCAGGUUCCGCUUCAGUGUCAGACGCAGACCUGUCCAUUUCAGAUACCCCGUCUCCCAGACAACUUGUCGUCCCCAUGCCGACACCUGCGGCCACUCCUUUCAUGGAAGCCACAUCCGCAUCCGAGUCGUCUUCGUCGACCAACACACCACUUUCAACAGCAUCUCCCCUCGAUACUCCUUCCACUCCUUCCACUCCUUCAAUUCGUUUGCAUGCACCCAUACCCACCCGCCCAAGCCCGCCUGCGUCGAUACUCUCGCAACGCAUACCCACUCCGCGCCUCCAGAUCAUCAAGUCCGAUUUGUUGGGGCGACCGAGCGCGUCACCGGCGCGCACUCCUGACCUGCCCAUCCUGGAAGCAGCGAUCACGCAGAGCCAGCGCCGGCCGCCUGUAAUGCUGGACACCGCGAUUUGUGUCCUUCUGGUGCUGGUGCUGUCCCUGAUAGCGAGGCGGAUCCUCUAGGUGUAGUUCACCAUCGCUCUUCUUUCAUAUCUUGUCGCUUGCACCGGAUUCCUUUCUUUCGUCGUCUCACUCUGCGCAUCAUGUAACCCCUGUAUAUUAGUGUCAUCUCGGCUCGCAUUUAUUCAUCA